AUGGAGUCUCUCGGGCUGGGUCUACCGGGCGGCUUGACGCCUGGCAAUACGCGUCAGGCAUCUCACUCGGAAUACAUUCGAGCCAUCUCAGCUGCCGACACUCCGCUUCGCGAGUCGACCCUGUCCACCAACAACGGGGCAGGUGCCUCCUCAACGUCCAAUGGCAGGGACACGCUCGUGAAGACAGCCGGCGAGGAUGCGCUCCAGACUCCUGCGAAACGGAGGCGCUCGAUCCGGAAACGUACGCCGAAGCAAGUCCAGGCGGUCUUGAGCGAGCGCAAGAAGCGGUUCAGCAUGGGCAUACCGAGGAAAGAGAUGACGCCGGGACAACUGCUGCGAGCGCUAUCCCGAAUGUCCGAUCUUCCGCCUGCGACACCGAGCGAGGCAGAUACGACAUCACCAGCGCGAACACCCGACACUGCGAUCGGCUCAUCAGGUCUUCGUCGCGGCUCCUACAUUCCUCGCCAUUCUUCCCUGGCGCCAGUACUCGAGCACUCUUCUCCCGCUUCUCUCCAUACACAGUCCCUUAACGAACACCCUGCGGAUUCUGCAGACCUUCCAGCCGACACCUCCUUCUCGUCCGCCGCCAGCUCGACCACAUCGUCCGCCGAAGUCGCCGAAACCCUCCUCAGCGCGCAACGCCUGUCGCGGUCGUUCUCGCAGCUCCGCCGAUCCAUCAGCAUUGGCUCGCCGGCUGGUUCCGAUAGGUCAAUGUCGAGGCGCGAUAGCAUGGCUUCGGUCGCUUCGGUUGAGCAGGCGAGACGAGCGAGCGUGCAGCCGGAGGACCUGACUCAGUUUCUCGUCCGAAGGCGUCAGUUGCCAGUCGAGGGUCACGACGAAGCGAAGCGUGACGAGGACCACGUCGGUUCGGGCUCGCUUAGGGAGAGUAUCGGUAGGACCGGUCGCUUCAGCAUGGGCAGCGAGCUUGAAGGGGACCUUUCUUUUGCGGCUUCGGCAGCAGAUGUCGAGACCGCUUCCCACCCUCGCCUCUCCCUCGCCUCUGGCUUCGGCGAUAUCUCCUCUGCUCGCCUUUCACUUGCGACGACCACAUACGAGGAGGAUGACGACGUCGAUUCCGGCACAAAGGCCGACCUGUCGCGCGUUGAGAAGGAGGACAGCAACGAGUUUGCCGGCCGGUUCGCCGACGAGGACGAUCCGUUGGCCGGGCAGGAGUUUGGCGGAGGCUUUGACGACUACGACGAAACGAGUGUGGAGCGGAAGGAACUGUUGAACCUUGAAGGCGAAGGCGGUGUUGAGGCGGCGAAAGAUCUGGCAGACCGCAUCCCGUGGGACCUGAAGGGCAAGGGUCGAGCCGUCGAGGAGGACGAUGCGGAGCCAGGCGACGGUCUCGGUGGGGAUGGGGCUGAGAACGACGACGUGGUGGAUGAGUGGUUCGGUGCGCAGGAUGCUGGCCGCUUCGACUCUGAGCAGCCAGUCGGCCUUCCUACUCCGCCCCCCUUCUCCCCUCGCGCGACGAACCGCAAGCGGCCAGCGCCUGCUGCAGGAUCUCCAAAGCGAAAGAAGCAGAAGCGCCAACGGUACACCCGCAGCGGCGAAGAAGUGCCCGAUUUGCCCAAGUCUCGCCAAAAGGCGCUUUUCCAGCACUUCCUUGGGCCUGGCAUCAAGCUGGACGAAGCGGCUGUCGAAGCGUUGCUCGACGCGUCGCAGGAUUUCUUCGCCGCCUUGAUGGACGACGCAACGGCUUCGGCGAAGCGUUCCGGUCGGAAGGCGGCUCUAAAGGAUGCCGACCUUGUCGAAGCAAUGCACUGCCAGCGCUUGCUCAGUACAAAGACGCCUCUCCCGUCACUCGCUCGCGAUCUCGGCAUCGACCGGGAGCUACUUGCCGUCCUUGAAGGUGUCGGCAUCAGCGAACGCAAGCAAAGCACCCGGCGGAAGAAGCGCAAGGGUGAGGAGACGAGCGAAGAGGAGGACGAGUAG
Rhodotorula toruloides NP11 is the source of this 1938-nucleotide messenger RNA. Its product is annotated as Histone-fold domain containing protein. The record is from RefSeq and is a predicted model, not a curated record. Lineage: Eukaryota; Fungi; Basidiomycota; Microbotryomycetes; Sporidiobolales; Sporidiobolaceae. Gene Ontology annotation, molecular function: protein heterodimerization activity. Bases 1 to 1938 code for a protein of 645 amino acids. The transcript is spliced from 8 exons.